Messenger RNA from Penicillium vulpinum, 1479 nucleotides. Its product is annotated as polysaccharide deacetylase family protein. The transcript is spliced from 3 exons. Lineage: Eukaryota; Fungi; Ascomycota; Eurotiomycetes; Eurotiales; Aspergillaceae. Gene Ontology annotation, biological process: carbohydrate metabolic process. The record is from RefSeq and is a predicted model, not a curated record. Bases 1 to 1479 code for a protein of 492 amino acids. Gene Ontology annotation, molecular function: hydrolase activity, acting on carbon-nitrogen (but not peptide) bonds.
AUGCGUUGGCUAUUCAUAGGUUCUGCCGCUCUUUUUCUAUUUCUCCCAUCCUCGGCUUUAUUUCACGAAACUGUUGAGCACGGCCAUUGGAAUGAACUCCGAGGGCUCACCCCCAACACUACGCAUCAUGCCUCGCAUCCAAAGAAGGCAAGUCCUCCUCUUGUCAUCGACACGUUCAAAGAUUCAAGGCACAACGAUCUGGGAUUCUGGCACGGCUCCGGCGAGAAUCUAUCCGUGCAACAUGGACCGGGCUUCAUUCGUCUAGUACCAACAGACCCGGACCAGAACUUCCACACACAGUUCGAUAGCAAUGUCUGCUACAGCCUGACACCCUGGCACAAUGAGUACUUGCAUGUUAUCUUUGAAGGCACGGAUCAGUACAGUAUCUCUUUUAACCAACACAAUGAUGAAUGCAAUCCGAAACGCAGUCCCUUCCCCGGCAUUUCAGACUCCGUCCAGGCGGAGCGGUAUGUAGUUCAUCCUGCCACUGAGACCUAUGGCGAGGAUGACGAUUGGGACGACGACGGUGAAGACGACGAUGAUGACGAAGAUAAUAUAGAUGCGGAUGCUUGGAAAAAGAAGCACAAGCAUAGAAAGUCCAGGGGCGGUCGACGCAAGCACCCUAAAGGCAAAACCCAUGACGAACUUCCAAAUGGACAUCGUGAGCUCUACAUCCCUCUGUCUCAUUUCAAUAUCGAUUUCAACCGCGUCGUGUCAGUUUCGUUCCAUGGAUUUUAUACCAGAGAAGCUAUUACUCUGCAUCGUGUGGAGAUCGUGCCUGAUGUUCCAACGCCGUCGCAGGAAAACAAUCACUAUCGCUUGCCUGGCAAGCUGCCCACUGGGAGAUUGGUGCUUCGUUGUUCCCGGCCGAAUUCCUUUGCGUUUGGCAUCGAUGAUGGACAGCCGCAGUUCUCGCAGCGGAUCAUGCGCAUCCUUGAUGAAGAAGAUGUUCGGGUCACUUUCUUCGUUGUCGGGGCUGGACUCCGAGAUCGGUCGAGCAAUUUCACGGAGUUCUAUAAGGAAAUGUUGAAGAAGGGACACCAAGUGGCGCUUCAUUCAAACACCCAUCCAAAGAUGGAAUCAUUGAGAACCCUCCGUGAGAUUGACGAUGAGAUUCUUCAAGCGGUGCAAAUCUUCAAAGACCAGCUAAAUAUUCAGUCUUCAUACUUCCGCCCGCCAUUCGGUACGGUAGGUGCCCGGCUGCGCCAGGAGCUCGCUCGACACAUACCCAACCCGUACAUUGUGAACUGGAGCGUCGAUGUCGAAGACUGGCUAUGGGCAAACACUUCGACUCCAGAGAAGCAGCUUGAAGCCUUCUUCCGCGGCGUGGACAGGGGCGGGAAUCUUGCCGUCAUGCACUACCUGAACCCGACUACCAUUGGAUACCUACCAGAGUUCAUUCGACAUGUCAAGAACGCCGGAUACCGCAUUAUGCGAAUCGAUCAGUGUUUGGAGGAUGUGUCCGCUCCACCUCUGUGA